AGAAAGGGAAUUUUAUCCAGUACAACUGCGGCAGGACAUAUCAACCUUCUCUUUCUUUUUCUUUGGAGCUCUGAAAAUGGCGCAACCUCAGUAGCCAUCAUCUUCCUUGUCCUUCUUCCUCCGACUUUUGCAACAAAAUGCGCUCAAAGGACAAAAUCGCCUACUUUUACGACGGGGAUGUGGGUAGCGUCUACUUUGGACCGAACCAUCCCAUGAAACCACACCGGCUAUGUAUGACCCAUCAUCUUGUCCUCUCAUAUGACCUCCACAAGAAGAUGGAAAUUUAUCGGCCCCAUAAGGCAUAUCCGGUGGAGCUUGCGCAAUUCCAUUCAGCUGACUAUGUCGAGUUUCUGCAUCGGAUUACGCCCGACACACAGCACUUAUUCUCGAAUGAACUGGCAAGAUAUAACCUUGGAGAAGAUUGCCCUGUAUUUGAUAACUUGUUUGAAUUUUGUCAAAUUUAUGCCGGUGGAACAAUAGACGCUGCACGUAGGUUGAACAAUAAACUUUGUGACAUUGCUAUAAAUUGGGCUGGCGGACUACACCACGCCAAGAAGUGCGAGGCAUCUGGAUUUUGUUACAUCAAUGACUUGGUCUUGGGGAUCUUGGAGCUUCUAAAACAUCAUGCCCGAGUAUUGUACAUUGACAUAGAUGUGCAUCAUGGUGAUGGCGUAGAAGAAGCUUUUUAUUUUACUGAUAGGUACAUAACCUGUAUAUUAUAAUAUGUUUAAGGAAAGUGAUAG
Messenger RNA from Prunus avium (sweet cherry), 743 nucleotides. NCBI's taxonomy places the organism in Eukaryota, Viridiplantae, Streptophyta, Magnoliopsida, Rosales, Rosaceae. The record is from RefSeq and is a predicted model, not a curated record.